Blastomyces gilchristii SLH14081 is the source of this 784-nucleotide messenger RNA. RefSeq lists its product as uncharacterized. Lineage: Eukaryota; Fungi; Ascomycota; Eurotiomycetes; Onygenales; Ajellomycetaceae. The record is from RefSeq and is a predicted model, not a curated record. Bases 1 to 417 code for a protein of 138 amino acids. The transcript has 2 exons.
AUGAAAGGAGAGGAGGAGAGGAGACGAGAAGGAGACGAGAAGGAGGUUGAUAGAAAACUGGGGCCGUGGAGGUGGGAGAUGGCGCUGGGUUACCGACGAACCUUUGCAGGCUUUUGCACCCGCAGACAACCAAUCGAACAACCAAACGAUCUUGGGUCUUAUCACCACCGGCGGCCCCCCCGGCAAUUGGCCAAUCCAACGGCCCUAAUGGGGGCUAAACAGUCGAACCCCAAGCUUGGAAAACCCACGUCCCCAGAGGAGGUUUUCUUAUUCGUUGUUGUUUUUCCUGAUUUGGUAGAAAUCUGCUGCUUCCGCGAGUUUACCCACCCGUUGACAGCAGUCACUCAUCACAGUGAUGACAGCCUUUACAGGGAGGAGCCAAAGGGUGUGGUGGGUGGGGUGAGGGAAUCAACCUGAGUUUUGAGGGUUCAAGAUGUUCGUUCGCUCUGCAUCCUAGCGUCAGCCAUCGAUGGGUUGGGGGAACUUGGGGAUGCACCAGUGAAGUUGUCAGCCAGCCCUCCCUGUAUGCAACAUAGUGUCAAACCUGGUUGUGCUGGAUGCCAGUAGGUAUGUACUGUACAUACAUGUAGGAACAAGGGUGAACUGCUGCUCUGAUGCCUUCGUUUUUCAGAGUCCAAUGAAUGUGCGAUGUGCUUGAGCACUUCGAUAUUUAGAAAAUCCCGUAUAGGUAUAGAUAUAUUCACCAUGAUGUGCGUAGUGCUUUUCAGGCAGUUAGUUAAUAGUUAAUCUGAACUUUUGUCUCACCUUGCUCUUAUAUAUUCUA